Molecule: messenger RNA, 6434 nt
Organism: Seriola aureovittata
Lineage: Eukaryota; Metazoa; Chordata; Actinopteri; Carangiformes; Carangidae
Product: galanin receptor 2a-like
Exons: 2
Coding region: 1374-3254 (626 amino acids)
Biological process (GO): neuropeptide signaling pathway
Cellular component (GO): membrane
Molecular function (GO): peptide binding; G protein-coupled receptor activity
Source: RefSeq, a predicted model, not a curated record
UUCCCUCGGCAGGAGCGCAGACGUGCGCGGAGCCCGUUAGUGGCAAAGAAAAGCCUGACGGAAACACAAAGAGCUCUCCCGACAACAAAUCCCUCGGGAGCUCAAAGACGGAUUAUAAAGCGCAUACACCGGCUGUAAAGGAUCCUGGAGCAACUUUGCCACUGUCUGUCCAGGUUUUUUUCUCUCUCUCUCUCUCCUUCAGUCAGCACCUGGCUGCCUCUUUAACAUCUUCAGGCUUUCAGCAUGAAAGAGGAUCCGCACACGGUCAGUAAACGAUAAUUGGAAUUUGCCUGGAUUUGCUUCUCCCUGAGGGUGAGCUAAUUAUUUUUUAAAAACAGCUAUUCCACUUAGCCUCGUAUCCACUAAGGAGUAGAAUAUGUCAAUUCUAAGAUAUGGCUCUGGUGGGAUUUUUUUUUUUUUCAAGUUUCUGUAAUGCCACAUUUGACUUCUGCCUCCUUUUUGAAUGGCAAUAAUAUGAGGAUGGUGGUGACUGAAAACUCUGCAUAAAUCAGAGAACCCUGCCUGUAAAAGCUGAUAUAUAUGUAGAGAGUGACAUCCUCCUUCUUACACUUACUCAAUGAAUAAUUCAUAUUAAAGCUAUACUGAGAUAAUUUUUCUUUAGCAGGUCUGCAUUUACACUUUGCUCCUUGUUUGUGUUUCCACGACUUAACUGGCAGCAGCUCUGAACCAAACACACCAUGAGGAGACGUUAAAAGCUUUUCAGUGUUUUUCCAUCCAGGAAUGUCUUAUUUGCUGUUGUUUGGUCGGCUACAGAGCUGUUAACACAGCUGCAGGUUGAAACAGCCUCAGAUAUCUUAGUUUCUCUAAGCAGAUCCGAUUGCAUCCCUGUGAUGGACUAAAAGGUGUGAGGUGGAGGAGAGAGUGAAGAGGAGGAGGAGGAGGUGAGUGGGGGGUCUGUAUGAGGUUUACCUUCCUUGAAGGUGAGAAAGUCUAAUCCAGGUGCUGGAUUAUCAGGUUCAGACAGCCACUCCCUGGAGGGAUGAAUGUACAUAUGUUACAUAAGGACUGCACUGGGACCAGUGCUGAACAGCAUCACGACUCCAGCUGAUUCAUAAGAUGUGGCGUAAGAUGUUGGGCUGUUUUUUGCUAUUGUCAAUAGACAUUUUUACCCACACAGAACACAAUGACUUACAGAGCACAAGACUGAAACAUAGGACCUGAUGUGAUGUCUUUGUUAAGGAUUUCACACCUUUUUCGUCUCUGAUUUUUGGUGUUUUGCUUUUUCUAACAAGCCUGUGAAUGGAUUUUAAUGAGGAGCAAGGGAAACCUUUACAGUGAGCCUUACAUUCGAGAGAUUGUCAUACCCCUCUCCUGCCCCUCUUGUGGUGUGAUUGUUCCCACCGGGAAGCAGCAUGGAUCUGUCCCAGGACCAGCCGUUGGACUGGAGCUCAGUCGAGCCCAGCUUCUCUCCACUGCUGCAGUAUGACGGCUCUCAGGAAAGACUCAACCACACCUACAGCUUCCACAGCUCUCUGAUGCUGCCGUCCACCUUAAGCUCCACAACUGCCUCCCUUAAUCAACCUCUGCCAUCUCUGCUUCCCUCUUCCCUCGUUCCAUACUCCUCCCUCAUUCCCUCCCCUCUUCUCUCCACCACCUCCUCCUUAUCCUUUCGACAAACGACCAAUUUUGUCUACCAACCCUCCUCCUCCUCCUUUCCUUUGUCCCUGCCCACCUUCCCCUCUAAUGACUUGGCAGAUCUGGAGAGCAUGUUGCUCUGGACCGUCCAUGAGCCCAGCACCAUCGCUCUGACCAUCAUGUACUGCCUCUCCUUCAUUUUGGGAUUCAUUGGGAAUUUAAUGUCCCUGCGUGUCCUUACCAACAGGCACAGCCGGCGUCUGGCCAGUGUCAGCGCAACACGCAGUCUGCUGGUGAACCUGGCGGUGUGUGACCUGGCCGUGGUGUGCGUCUGCAUGCCCAUCACUCUGGGAAGCCAGAUCUACACGGCCUGGGUUUACGGUGACCUCCUCUGUCGAGCCGUGCCCUUCACUCAGGCCGUUUCAGUCUCAGCCAGUGUGUUAACGCUGACGGUGAUCAGUGUGAAUCGUUACUACAGCGUUAAAUCGCCUCUGCAAGCGCGCUCCAUGUUUACCCGCCGCCGAAUCUUGGCAACUGUCGCCGUGGUGUGGACGGUUUCCUCGAUCAUGUGCGCUCCUAUUGCGGUGAUGAACCGGCGGCGGGAGAUCAGCUUUGGGACAUUCGCCAUCUUGGUCUGUCAGGAGGAGUGGCCUCAGCAUCGCCUCAAACAAGGAUACAAUGUGCUGCUGUUCGUCAUGCUCUACUGCCUGCCAGUGACCUUUAACCUCACCAUAGGCUUCCUGACAGGCAGGCGGCUUUGGGGAGGGAAAAAAUCCACUUUUGCUGAUCUGGAUCCUCGCAGCCAAGCUCUGCACACCUCACGCCUCAAAACUCGUCAGAAGAUCGCCAAGAUGGUGGUGUGUCUGGUGCUGCUGUUCGCGGUGUCCUGGCUGCCGCUGUACUUGGUUGACCUUUGGAUAGACUGCGAGCAGAGGCCACCGUCUUGGCUGCUGCAGACGCGGCCGUUUGCCCAGUGGCUGGGCCUGACGAACUCCAGCCUUAACCCCAUCUGUUACUGCUUCAUUGGGGAUCUGUACCGCUCGGCAAAGGUGAUACGGACGCGAUACUACCAGAAAGUCGCGGCCCUCUUCAGCCCCUCCUCCUUCUCCAGCUCAGCUGCUGUGGCAUCUCCUGCCGCAGUGAUUGCAGACAACAAAGUGACUGAUGCUGAGCGCCACCGUAUUGCUGCCGGUGCUUUGGCAGCGUCUGCGUCCAUGGUUACAAUCCCCAGGCUGCUGAGCCUGGCUUGUGGCCAGGGACUGGGGACGAAGGUCAGAGACAGUUCAGACAGCCGAGCAGGAUCCGACCACAGCAUCUCAGACUGGUGUCGGUCCAGUCCCAGUGUGUGUGACAGCUCUUUGCUCGCCCGCCAGCUCCACACACUCCAGCACUCCGCAGACGUCCUACCUACAAGGAGACACUCUGUGAAUGAGAACACUGGAUCAUUACCUUUAAGAAUUGAGUCUGUGGAAAUAGAUGUGCUGCCUUUGAGGAGGCACUCAGGGGACAGAAUAUAUGGUGUGUCAGCUGAUAAGAGAGACAUUACCAUGGGUAGAAACGUUCUCUGUUCCACUAGGCAGCACAGAAGCAAAACAUCAGGAACCUACUCUCUGGUAGGAGACAGGGAGGAUCAAACAACCGAUAUGACCAGUUUGUGAAAGCUGCAGAUUAUCUGAUGUAUCAGCAGGGAGGAAUUUUUUUGUUUUUGUCCUACAGGCAGCAAAAACACACACAGCUCCAGAUGCACAGUUUACAGUUGACAGUGUGGGUUAAUCCCUCGCAGAAAGCCAUUGUUUGUCUUGAGGAUAAACUGACCCGGUCUACACGCUGAUUUCUGCGUGUAGUAGAGUCUCUGUAGGAUCUAAAGCACAGCGGAUCUGGGACCAAUAUUUGCACCAAUGAGUUCAGGUUUUUUGGAAGGAAGGUGGAGGGGAGCAGUGAUGGAGUGAACCCUGCAGGGGGAGAGUUAUGAAGAGCAGCGUUAUUUAGCUCUGGGCUCAAAAGCCAGUUAUUAUCAAGAAAGAUGGAUGCGGCAGUGUGCGCUGUUACAUGCAAGUCAUAUCAUAAGCUAUACAGCUGCUAGUCACAGUUGUGUCUUACAUCUGCUUAAGACAGUAUCCCGGCAGGACGCACAGUGUGACAGGGGUUUUUUUUUUGUUGAGAUUCUUUUCUUCGUUGCUCAUUGCUUUGCUAAUGGUUUCGAUUGUAUUUGUUGCUAACAGGAAGGUUAAAGCCUUGUUACAGUUCAGUGAGUGUUUCUGAUGGAUCUUCACAGGUUAAUGUCAUGAUCGGUGUCUGCAGUCUGUGAAGGCAGAUAUGCAGUACCGGUUGCUCGCGUGUGCAAUCAUACAGAUGAUUCGCGGGGAAUAUGAGAUAUGACCGUAUGUGAAGCAGAAAAUGAAAAAUUCAGAACACGGUGAACAGUUUUGAUUUGCACAUAAUAACUGUGAUAUUGCUCUUGCAACUUUUCACGUUCAUGUUGUUUUUGAAAAGCUAAGACCAGGGACUGAACUAAUUCUAAGACAAGCAGGGUUACUUAAUUUAGAGGCAAUUUAAAGAGCCACUUCACCCAAAAAAAAAAAAAAAAAAAAAAAAGCUUAAGUGGUUUCUAACAGGGGGAUAAUUUUGGUUCAAUUUGCUCUGGUAUAAAGAUUUCUGUCUCUGACUUUUCGGAGGCGUCCUGCAGUAUGUAAUUUUGGUGACUGUUUUGUCACGGGAUGUAAUAAUUAAAUUUAAGAUGAAACAACAACAGGUUGACAGAAUUGCCAUUUAAUUUUCACCUCAUUUCACCUGAGUCUGACACUGUGUUCCUGUAAGCUGUUUUCUAUUUGGUAGUGUGGCUGGUGGUAGAGGGUAUUUUGUCCAUGCACGCAUUCGCUUCCACACAAGACAUCUACAAAGCUAAUUGUUUUUAGAAAAAAGACUGAAUCCUGCAUUGUUUAAAUCCAUGGUUACUUGCUUGUAUUCUACUUCUCCACAUUUUCCCUGGCCCAUUGCUGCCUUUGUUUCAGUGCGUUACUGUCACCUAGACCAGUGGAAUCAUGUGAAACCACUGACAGGAGCAAACAAAGUGGGGGCACACUUCUGUUGCUCGUGGUCAAAAACACCACAGGAGACCUUUAAGAAGUUGUCGCAAUCUUAACCAACACUUUUGACUUCUGGGGAACAUCUUCGUCCUCUUACAAAGCUCUGAUUAGGGGCUUUUCCCUCAGUUGAAGGCAGCUCUAGUGAAAUUCCAUUUACCUCAACUAUAUCGGUGAGAUAAACAUCUCAAAACCAAGACAAAUCAACCAAAACUAUCUCUCUAUUUACGCCUAGAUACCACUAAAGGUCAGAGGGGAAUUAUUAGUUUUCAAUUCGGGUGAAGCGACCCUUUAUUGUAAAUAUUACACUGACUGUGCUGCGACUAGCGACAGAAGAAUACAAGAGUAUAUCCGUUUUGGUAUUUGCUGACAGGAGAGCAUCGGUCCAAGCAGAGACACUUCCUGUUAAACCAGCACAUCCCUUGUUGAGUAAAGUACUGAAACAGGGUGCCAAAAUAGCUUUAAAUGUUAAAGAACUGAAACACACACACACACACACACACACACACACACGUACACAGAUGCAUGCAACACAGUCAACAAAAUCUAAUCUACCCGUGGGCUGCUUCCAGUUGUGUGCAAGACAGAGGUGGUGAAUAGCAUGAACUGCUGUGACAUCAAGCUGCUAAUCACACUCUUGUCCUGGCAGCGCAAGUAGACGUGAUGCAGCACUCAAGGCAUCAAACUGUGUUGAAACCGUCCUAUUUAUGUCACUGGAUAUGGUUGCUUUGUAGAAAAUCUCAAUGCCAUUACGCUGUGACUGUGUCUUUCAUCCCUUCUUCUCUCUUUACUUUCAUCUACCUCUCUCUCUCUCUCUGUCUCAGUUUUGCACUGUGUCAAUGGAGGGCAUGUGUACUCAAUUAUGUGCAUUUGGUGUUUCAUUAAAAAAAAAGAAAAGCAAAAAAAAAGAGUUUGUCUGUGGUCACCUGUAACUGCGACUGAAACGUCCCAGGAUUUUCACUCAUUUUAAAAGAACCUUCAACGUUGCUGUUCUUAAAGAACUUCAGCUAAUAGGGAUGUAAAAAAGUGGCGGGAGGCUUGGAAUAGACAGAUAAAAGGCUUCUGCACAGUCUCCUCAAAUCCUUUGUCCAAUCUUCUCUUGCUCCCCUCAGGCGUGAUUAAAUCUUAAAGGGAUCUGAAUUUGGUUAUGAGAAGCUCUCAUUCCUUUAUUGAACAAGUUAACAGAGAAGUUGAAGAAGAGAGUUACCCAAAGACUACCCCUCAGAUUGUUGAAAUGGACAAUGCUCCACAGCGAAUUUGAUUAGUGUCUGCAGAACAAGUCGGGCAUUUUAAUUUUACUCGUUCGCCAUGUGGAGAAAAUAGCUAAUAGAUUUCAGAGAGUGGAUCCACUUUGUUGAAGCCUUGGGUGAAGUUCAGGCUUAUAUUCAGGCAAUCGUUUGGCUACUAUAUUAUUAAGUUUCAGGAAAGGGUUUUCUCACAGACAUACCCUGUGGAUUUCACUUCAAAACAAAGUUCUAUUAACGUUCAAUGUUUCUCACCAAAAGAUGCUGUCUGUUUCCUAGAGGCUUCAUAAAACAAUUACAGCUCUGCUUGCUCGCUUGCCGUCCUCUGCUUUUCUCACAGGCCAAAAUAUGAACCCUGAAACAUCAUGAUCAAUAUACAGACGGGUGACAAAUUAAAGGAAAGCCUGAAUAAACGAGGGGACAAACAAAACAAAUGAAGACACUAAUAUAGAGCUGCGCUGCAUGAUACAAUUUUCAAGUGUAAAAAGCCUGAGCAGGCCCACUUAAACCU